UACAGCAACCCUGAAGCUGAAGGGCAGCUUUUGAAUUCCUUUGCCCAGUAUUUUGGUGACAGCCUCGGGAGGAAGAUUAAAAGAAUGCCUUUAAUCGAAGAAACUGUUCUGCCUGGGGACUCCCUUCUUACUCUGCCUGUAGUGGUAAUAGGAAAUGGACCUUCAGGAAUUUGUCUUUCUUACCUGCUCUCUGGAUACAGGCCAUAUUUAUCUCCUGAAGCUAUACACCCAAACCCUCUUCUACAUACGAAAUUAGAAGAAGCUCGACAUCUUUCCAUUGUGGAUCAGGAUCUGGAAUACCUGUCUGAAGGUCUUGAAGGUCGCUCUUCAAACCCAGUGGCAGUGCUUUUUGACACAUUGCUUCAUCCUGAUGCUGACUUUGGUUAUGACUACCCACCUGUUUUGCACUGGAAGCUAGAACAACAUAAUUACAUUCCCCAUAUAGUGCUUGGUAAAGGACCACCUGGAGGGGCUUGGCAUUCCAUGGAAGGCUCUAUGCUAACAAUCAGUUUUGGAGACUGGAUGGAAUUGCCUGGCCUCAGCUUUAAGGAGUGGGCAGCCAGCAAACGCAGAAAUAUAAAGAGUGAUAGAGUAAUGCCAGAGGAAAUAGCUUGUUAUUAUAAACACUACGUUAAAGUCAUGGGCCUCCAAAAGAAUUUCAGAGACAAUGUUUACAUAACAUCAGUAUCCCGGCUUUACCGAGGAAAGGAUGAUGAAGACAGAAGUCAACUAAAUGAAAAUAUUUCAACACAGCAUUUGGAAAUGGAAGACGGACAGAAUUCACUGAUUAAAAGAAACUGGGAAGUCAGAGGUUAUCAGCGAGCAACAGAUGGUUCUCACGUGCCCUUCUGCCUCUUUGCUGAGAAUGUAGCUCUUGCCACAGGAACCUUUGAUUCUCCUGGCCGACUACAAGUUGAAGGAGAAGACUUUCCUUUUGUCCUUCAUUCUAUGUCUGACUUUGGAGCUGCUAUCAGCAAAGGAAAGUUACGUGGGAAGCCAGACCCUGUGCUAAUUGUGGGUGCUGGACUUACAGCAGCUGAUGCCGUACUUUGUGCCUACAACAACAACAUCCCAGUAAUCCAUGUGUUUCGUAGACGAGUUACUGAUACAAGUCUAAUUUUCAAACAGUUACCUAAAAAGCUUUACCCUGAAUACCAUAAGGUCUAUCAUAUGAUGUGUACUCAGUCCCAUACUGUGGACUCUAAUCUACAUUCUGCUUACACUAGUUUCCCUGAACACAAUGUACUUUCCUUCAAACCUGAAAUGAAGUGUGUUCUUCAGAGUGCCUGCGGACUGAAGAAAAUUUUGAAGUUUUCUGUAGCCUUAGUUCUGAUAGGUUCUCACCCAAAUCUUUUCUUUCUUAAGGACCAAGGACAUAGUAUAGGUCAUCACUCUAAUCAGCCCAUCACAUGCAAGGGGAAUCCUAUAGAGAUUGAUCCAUACACUUACGAAUGCACUAAAGAAGCCAACCUCUUUGCUUUAGGUCCUCUGGUGGGAGACAACUUCGUACGGUUUUUAAAAGGAGGUGCAUUGGGCAUUGCACGAUGCUUGGCAAUAAGGCAAAAGAAGAAACAUGAAUUGAUUGAAAGUAGGGAUGGAGGAGGUGAUGGGGUACCAUAAAUGAGAUGUUAGAAACUCUCACAUACAGAAUUACAGACAUAGUCUAACAGAACACUCACUGGCAGCGAAAGUUGAUAGCAGUCACAUUUCUGUUGUGUACAAGUAACAUACCUGCGCUUGUAUUGCUUGGUAAAGGAUGCUGAUACUACAGUACUUCACCUUUUCAAAACACAAAAAAUCGAUCUGCUGUUACAACUGAUCUCUACUCAACUGGAAUUACUUCCAGAUAAACAGAAAAUGAGACUAACUUUAU
Nestor notabilis (Kea) is the source of this 1873-nucleotide messenger RNA. RefSeq names its product oxidative stress induced growth inhibitor family member 2 (gene OSGIN2). The record is from RefSeq and is a predicted model, not a curated record. The transcript has 5 exons. Lineage: Eukaryota; Metazoa; Chordata; Aves; Psittaciformes; Psittacidae. Bases 85 to 1620 code for a protein of 511 amino acids.